Messenger RNA from Nanorana parkeri, 2292 nucleotides. RefSeq names its product insulin like growth factor 2 mRNA binding protein 3 (gene IGF2BP3). Lineage: Eukaryota; Metazoa; Chordata; Amphibia; Anura; Dicroglossidae. The record is from RefSeq and is a predicted model, not a curated record. Gene Ontology annotation, cellular component: nucleus; cytoplasm; cytosol. The transcript has 15 exons. Gene Ontology annotation, biological process: nervous system development; regulation of gene expression. Bases 33 to 1823 code for a protein of 596 amino acids. Gene Ontology annotation, molecular function: mRNA 3'-UTR binding.
UGUUUUGUUUUUAUGUUUUUUUUUGUUUUAAAAUGAACAAGCUGUACAUCGGAAACCUCAGCGAGAACGUCAGCCCUCCGGAUUUAGAAAGUCUCUUCAAGGAGUCGAAGAUCCCUUUCACCGGUCAGUUUCUGGUCAAGACUGGAUACGCGUUUGUGGACUGCCCGGAUGAGAACUGGGCGAUGAAGGCCAUCGAUGCCCUCUCAGGGAAAGUGGAGCUGCAUGGCAAAGUUAUAGAAGUUGAGCAUUCAGUCCCCAAAAGGCAGAGGAGUCGGAAGCUACAGAUCCGAAAUAUACCACCUCAUCUGCAGUGGGAGGUACUGGACAGUCUUCUAGCACAAUAUGGAACAGUGGAAAACUGUGAGCAAGUGAACACUGACACGGAGACUGCAGUAGUGAAUGUAACAUAUGCCAAUAAAGAACACGCUAGACAGGGGCUUGAAAAACUGAACGGAUAUCAGCUUGAAAACUAUUCCCUUAAAGUGACUUAUAUUCCUGAUGAGAUGGCUGCCCAACAAUCACCCUCCCAGCAGCUACAGCCUCAGCCGCAGCAGCAGCAUCCUCAAGGGAGACGUGGGUUUGGCCAAAGGGGACCACCAAGGCAGGGUUCUCCUGGGGCUACUGCAAGACCUAAACCCCAGUCUGAGGUACCACUGCGCAUGCUGGUUCCUACACAAUUCGUAGGAGCCAUUAUUGGAAAGGAGGGUGCCACCAUCAGAAACAUUACUAAACAGACACAGUCAAAAAUUGAUAUUCACCGUAAAGAAAACGCUGGAGCUGCAGAGAAACCAAUUACUAUUCACUCAACUCCCGAAGGCUGUUCAACAGCUUGUAAAAUAAUUAUGGAAAUCAUGCAGAAGGAAGCUCAGGAUACCAAAUUCACUGAAGAGAUCCCCCUAAAGAUUCUAGCACAUAACAAUUUCGUUGGCCGUCUCAUCGGCAAAGAAGGAAGAAACCUGAAGAAAAUUGAGCAGGACACCGAUACAAAAAUCACAAUUUCUCCACUGCAGGACUUGACACUAUAUAAUCCUGAGCGGACUAUUACAGUAAAAGGCAGCAUUGAGGCAUGUGCCAAAGCCGAGGAAGAAAUAAUGAAAAAAAUCAGGGAGUCCUACGAAAAUGAUAUUGCAGCUAUGAAUCUACAAGCUCACUUGAUCCCUGGAUUAAACCUGAAUGCAUUGGGUCUCUUCCCGCCUUCCUCUUCAGGCAUGCCACCUCCAUCUGUCGGAGUGUCUUCACCGACCAGCUCUGCUGCUUAUCCUCCAUUUUCUGUAAGGAUUGUAUCGGAAUCUGAAACCGUUCAUCUAUUCAUCCCAGCAUUAGCUGUUGGUGCCAUUAUUGGCAAACAAGGACAACACAUCAAACAACUUUCACGUUUUGCUGGAGCUUCUAUCAAGAUUGCUCCAGCAGAGGGGCCAGAGGCCAAACUGAGGAUGGUGAUCAUCACUGGACCACCAGAAGCCCAAUUUAAAGCUCAAGGAAGAAUCUACGGUAAACUUAAAGAAGAAAACUUCUUUGGACCCAAGGAAGAAGUAAAACUCGAGGCUCAUAUUAAAGUGCCAUCAUAUGCCGCUGGACGUGUUAUUGGCAAAGGAGGCAAAACUGUCAAUGAGCUUCAGAAUCUUACAAGUGCAGAGGUUGUUGUGCCCCGCGAUCAAACCCCAGAUGAAAAUGAUCAAGUGGUUGUUAAAAUAACAGGUCACUUUUAUGCAAGCCAGCUUGCACAGAGGAAAAUUCAGGAAAUACUGGCUCAGGUAAGAAGACAGCAGCAGCAACAGCAGAAGACAGCGCAAAGUGGACAGCCCCAACCGAGACGAAAAUAAAGGUUCAGGAGAAUGACCCUUCACAGAGACAGAUGCCAGACCAAAGACAGUCUGCGUAAUUGACAGGCAUCCCACACCUGUCAAUGCUAAGUGGUUACAAAAUACCAUAUAGCGUGUCACCUGUUUGAGGACCAGGCAACAUUAAAACUGUCUCUGAGAAUGUAUUAUUUAGGCUCUCAAACUUUUGAAACCCAGCUUUAAAAACAAAAAAGAAAAAAAAAUGGAAAAAGAAAAGCGAAAAAAAAAAGGACCCCUUCACUUCCCUUUUGAUCUAUUCUCACAAGUUAACAUAAACCUUGUUAGUCUUUUUUUAUUGUUCUUAUUCCCCCAACAAUUUUAGAACUUUGUUUAAUGAAGCUUUCUCUUAUGAGUUCUCUGGUUCAAAAAGAAAAGGCAUUGCUCUUUAUACGUCCAGUUGUAUUAAAAAAAAAAGAAAAAAAAAAAGAAACUAUUAGAGGGUGGGAUUAUU